This is a messenger RNA of Arabidopsis arenosa, 1489 nucleotides long. The record is from the annotation of a GenBank genome assembly. NCBI's taxonomy places the organism in Eukaryota, Viridiplantae, Streptophyta, Magnoliopsida, Brassicales, Brassicaceae.
CUGUUUAAAAAAAAACCCAACUUUGAAUCAGUACCGUGGAAUCACGAGUCAUGCAAUUUCUACAGAACUCUCGUAGAAUCGCUAAGGUCUUAAAACCCAUUGUUAUCACCGAGACUAAUCUGAGAUUCUUCUCCUCUGCUUCUCAAAUCUCAAGUCCCUUCCAAUGGCGGUAUCAAUCGUCUGCGUCUUCCUCUGUAUCAAAAGGGAUUGAUAGAUGUAGUCACUCGUCUUCUAUGAGCUUAUUGAUCCCCAGAUCGAGCUUUUCUUCUGAAGCGGAAAAGCUUGCGGGAAAUCCUACAGUGACUGUCAAGGAUUUGCAUGAUAAAAUGCUUAAUUCUGUAAAUGUCAAGAGAUCAAUGCCUCCAAAUGCGUGGUUGUGGUCGUUGAUUGAGAACUGUCAGAAUCACGAUGACAUUCAUCUUCUCUUUGACGUUCUUCAGAAUCUACGGAGAUUUAGAUUAUCUAAUCUUCGUAUUCAUGACAACUUCAAUUGCAAUUUAUGCCAACAAGUUGCUAAGACUUGUGUACGUGUUGGGGCAAUUGACUCUGGAAAGAAGGCUUUGUGGAAACAUAAUGUUCAUGGUUUGACACCCAGUGUUUCAUCUGCACACCAUCUAUUGUCGCAUGCACUAGAGCACAAGAAUUCUGAACUCAUGGAAGAAGUAAUGCAACUCCUGAAAACGAAUGAUCUACCUCUACAACCCGGUACAGCAGAUUUAGUUUUCAGGAUCUGUCAUGAUACAGAUAAGUGGGAUCUACUAGCCAAGUACUCGAAAAAAUUCUCCAAAGCUGGAGUUAAGUUGAGGAAGACCACAUUCGAUGUGUGGAUGGAAUUUGCUGCCAAGAGAGGGGAUACAGAGUCGUUAUGGAAAGUAGAUAAACAGAGAUCAGAGACAUACAGUCAACACACUCUUUCUACUGCCUUUUCUUGUGCAAAGGGUUUUCUACUAGAAAGUAAACCUGAAGAAGCUGCUGCCGUCAUCCAGAUUAUCUGCCAAGCAUAUCCUGAUGAGAAAAAGUCAGCGGUUUCGACUGAAUUCGAGAAACUAGUAAAUGACUGGCCUGUGGACGUUAUCAAGCACCAAACCGGAGAAGAUAAGAAGGCUCUAGCUGCUUCAUUGAAAUCUGUGAUUCCUUCCAUGGUUAAUGCAUUGCUAAGCUCGGGUUUGAACGUGAACGUGGAUUUAGAUGAGUUAAACAAGAACGAAGCUCUUCUCAGCUGAAUGAUUCACAGGUUUGAAAGUUAAGCCUUUCGUACCGAAUUUGAUGUGAUCUUUUCCUUUUAAAGGUGGCAACAACGUAGAGAAGAGGGAACGAACACAUUCAGUUUCUUGCAUCCUACGAUAACUCAUUUUCUCGUUUUGACCUAUAUGAACAAAAGGACAAGAGUUGUCUUGUUUUGUAAGCCUCAAAUAAUUUCACUCUGUGGAACUUUUGUUGUUCAUUGGAUUAGUAGAAACCAUUUCCUGUAUAAAACAGUAAUAAUUGA